Trichobilharzia regenti is the source of this 426-nucleotide messenger RNA. NCBI's taxonomy places the organism in Eukaryota, Metazoa, Platyhelminthes, Trematoda, Strigeidida, Schistosomatidae. The record is from the annotation of a GenBank genome assembly.
AUGGUAGGGCGAUACUAUUUUGUCAUAUGUGGACCACACGAUGAAGCUCUGUUUGAUUUAGACUACAACUCACCGAGCAAAGCGACUGGUGGAAAGACAGACGACUGUCUUCAUUUAAACCAAUUUAUUGCGCAUGCUGCGUUGGAUUUAGUGGAUGACCAUGUAUGGACUAAAACAGAUACUUAUUUGAAAGUUGUAGACAAGUUCAACGAAUGGAUGGUUUCGGCGUUUGUGACGCCUGGAAGACUCCGAUUCAUCUUACUUCAUGAUGAAUCAAAUGAAAACCGUAUUAAGUACUUUUUUCAAGACACAUAUGAAGCAUACAUAAAGCUGGCGUUAAAUCCCUUUUUUGAACGUGAUAAACCAAUAACUUCUCCCAGCUUCACCAAACGGGUGCAACGAAUUGCUAAUAAACACUUUGGUUGA